AUGUCGUCGAAGUCCGCAAAUGACGAUUCGUUCACUCUCUACGACCUGAAGGUCGAAGUUGUUUGCCCCCCUGGAAAAAGGAUCCUAUGCGGCGCAAAUGAAGGAGAUCACUUCACUCUUCAAGGAGAGAUGCUAUUUUUACCUCCAGGCCAAGGAAUUAGUAUCUACAGUUUAGCAUCUGUGCUACCGUUGCUUGCUGCAAAGCAGCGUAAGACGGCCGACAACGACUGGAUGACGACCGACGCAUUGAUCGCCUGCCCCGAUCCCAAUUGCCCCUCUCAGUUGAAGAUAGUGCGACAAGGGAUACGAGAAUUCUCCCAUGCAGAGACCACGGUGAUUCCUCUCAACACAUAA
Messenger RNA from Clonostachys rhizophaga, 354 nucleotides. The record is from the annotation of a GenBank genome assembly. NCBI's taxonomy places the organism in Eukaryota, Fungi, Ascomycota, Sordariomycetes, Hypocreales, Bionectriaceae.